Messenger RNA from Colletotrichum abscissum, 423 nucleotides. Its product is annotated as transposase. The record is from RefSeq and is a predicted model, not a curated record. NCBI's taxonomy places the organism in Eukaryota, Fungi, Ascomycota, Sordariomycetes, Glomerellales, Glomerellaceae. The annotation marks the transcript as partial. Gene Ontology annotation, molecular function: DNA binding. The transcript has a single exon.
AUGUUAAGUCGGAGCACCCCCAUUCGGCCACCCCCCCCAUUCGGCCACCCCAAAAAUCCCUCCCAGCCACCCCAAUUAAAAUCCUACCCUCAAUCUACAAACCACCACAACAAUUGCAAUUAUCGUCCAAACGAAUUUCUUUUUGGUACACAUGUUCUUUAUUAUAUUAUGGUAUCGUAUACCGAAAAUGAAGUCAUUCGAGCGCUCGAGGCAAUUAGAGGUGGUACCUCAGUCAAGAGGGCCUCGAUUGAGUUCGGGAUUCCAAGGAGUACACUUCGGAAUCGUCGACGAGGUCAACAGGCCAGGGCGAUCGCUUUCGCAGACCAGCAGAGGCUUCCCCCCUGGCAGGAAGAUAGGCUGGCUGAAUGGGUUCGUAUUCAGCAUGCUCUAGGAGUUGCACCAACCCACGAACAAGUCAGAGAA